Mangifera indica (mango) is the source of this 2334-nucleotide messenger RNA. RefSeq names its product nuclear transport factor 2-like. Gene Ontology annotation, molecular function: mRNA binding. Gene Ontology annotation, cellular component: ribonucleoprotein complex; cytosol. The transcript has 9 exons. Bases 694 to 2043 code for a protein of 449 amino acids. The record is from RefSeq and is a predicted model, not a curated record. NCBI's taxonomy places the organism in Eukaryota, Viridiplantae, Streptophyta, Magnoliopsida, Sapindales, Anacardiaceae.
GCACAGACCAUGAUUCCCCACUUCCACAUUGUGGUCAUCCCUUCGCUUCUUCUGGUGGGAUUAAGUUUUACUCUCUUUUUUAUGCAUAAUCAACUCACAUCAGGCAACUUCAGAGUCAGCAAAUCUUAAAACCAAAAAACAAAAAUCGAAGGUGAGAAAUCCCGAAAUGGCAAAAGAGAGAAAAACUCAAAACACCAUUAUUCAAUCCAUCGCCGCCCGCCCGUUCAUAAUUUAGUAACUUACAGAGUGGACUGUUGUUUUUCCUCCUUCGCCAAAAAUAGACCAAACGGACAGCUAGGAUUUAGUGAGUUAAUCCCCAGUAUUAUUAUUUACCAAUCAAAACUCAAGACGGAUCUAUAUCCAAGCCUCCUUCCUCUGUCUCUGUUGAUUCUUCUCCUCUCUACAAAAACCGUUCUCAUUUCAACACGCCACUCUCUACCAAACAUAAACUCCCUCUUCUUCUCUGUGAAAUCUCAUAACGCCUCUUUCUACGCCCGCUUUGUUUUACUGAAAAUAAAUUUAAACAAACAUAUACCGAUUAUAUGAAGUUUUACUCAUAAACCCUAGUUUUCAGUUUAGGGUUUUUGAAGCGCUCAAGCUCUCAUUGGAUCUGCGGCCGCUAUAGGAUUUAAAGGGUUUUCUUUUGGAUCCUUUUUUAACCGCAUGCUAGUUUUUGUUUUCAACUGACUAAUAAUGGCUACUUCAUAUCCAGGACCUAUGCAGGUUGGCUCUUACUUUGUGGGGCAGUACUAUCAGGUGCUUCAGCAACAACCUGAUCUGGUUCACCACUUCUAUUCCGAUUCCAGCACCAUGAUUCGAAUUGAUGGAGAUUCCACCGACUCUGCUUCUGCAAUGCUGCAAAUUCAUACACUUGUGAAGUCACUUAAUUUUACUUCAAUUGAGAUCAAGACAAUCAAUUCACUUGGUUCUUGGAAUGGUGGAGUUAUGGUAAUGGUUACAGGUUCUGUCAAAACCAAAGAUUUCAGCAGCAGAAGGAGAUUUGUGCAGACGUUUUUCCUUGCUCCUCAGGAGAAAGGAUACUUUGUUCUCAAUGAUAUCUUUCAGUUCAUUGAUGAGGAAACAAUUUACCAACAUCCAGCUCUUGCUCUGUCAGAAAGCCAAUUUGAUGCUGAAGUUGAUGCUUCUAGCCCUCUCCCUGAACAUUCAGUUUCCAAUUACGAUUUGGAAGAAGAGGCUAGGGAAUAUGUGAAUUUGGUUCAUAUAGAAGAUGUGCCAGUUGACCAGUACAAUCUCCCAGAGCCUCACCAGCAAGAAAACCCUGAAGCUGAAAUUUUUGUGGAGGAAACUCCUGUGGAAGAAACACCUGAUUUCUAUCAAGCUGAUUUGAAUAAUGUGCCAGCCCCUCCAGUUCCUGCUGAUGACGAAUCUGUGAGCAAGCCUGCAAAGAAAACCUACGCUUCCAUAUUGCAGGUAGCUAAGAGCCAGUACGCAUCAUCUGUCACUAAACAACCAUCCUUUAACAGGAGUGCCUCACCUACAUCGGACUGGAAUCACACAGCACAGACUGUAUCCCAGCAAUCAAAUCAUGCAUCAUCUUAUGCCCCUGAAUAUGGAGCUUUGCCGUAUGUUCCUGAAUCUGGAUUUGAGGCAGCAGAUGAAAGCUUUUCCCUAGAAGAAGGUGAAGUAAAAUCUGUAUACGUGAGGAACUUGCCUUCUACUAUUACUGCAUUUGAAAUUGAGCAGGAAUUUAAGAACUUUGGCAGAAUCAAGCCCGAUGGUGUGUUUGUUAGAAACCGUAAGGAUGUUGUUGGCGUCUGCUAUGCAUUUGUUGAGUUUGAAGACAUUUCUAGUGUUCAAAAUGCAAUCCAGGCAUCUCCUAUACAGUUAGCAGGAAGGCAAAUCUAUAUUGAGGCGCGAAGACCAAACAGCAGCAGUACUUCACGAGGAGGAAGAAGAGGAAGAGGCAGAAGCAAUUACCAAACAGAGACCACAAGGGGUGGACGUUUUGGUGGCCGUGGUUUGGGCUGGGGAAGUACCCAAGAUGCUGGUGACUACAGCAGAUUGAGAGGCAAUGGAUUCUAAUUUUCUAUUAGCAAGGUUCGAAAUUAAAACAUGGAUGCUAGUAAACCAAUUAUCAAUAGCAAAAAUCGUUAAACGUGUUCCUCAUAGGUUUUUCGUUCUGAGGGUGGCUGAGGUUUACUGGUUUGUGGUAUUGCUUUUUCUUUGGUUAAGGAGAAAUACAUUUGUAACUUUAUGGGGUGUUCCAUUUUGUGAUGCAACUGUGGAGGGAACUUCUAUUCUUCUGUUACAGAAUAUGUUUAUUUUCCCCUUGAAUGGUUUUUGCAUCCAUAUUCAAGUGGGAUAAUUUUGGGA